AUGUCAGAAGUCGCCAAAUGCGAUCCGACAGUGAUCACCUAUGCUGGUCGCAAGGACAAAGGCGCUGACACUAUGCAGUAUAUAACGCUACCACAAGUUCACUUUCAGAAUUUGUUUUUCUCAUCGAGACGAGGUGAAGCUCUUCCGUUUGAACUAGGAGAUCCAGUGGGAGUACGAGCGCCUCUCACAUGGGGAGCGCUAGAAGGCAAUUACUUUAAGUUGACAUUUGUAGGUCAGCCGAGGAUUAUCGGCAACUCUAAACACGAUGAGGUUCUCACCAAGAUUAGAGACUCUGGUUUCGUGAACUUUUUUGGUUUGCAACGCUUUGGUGCUCCUCGUUUUAACUCUCCUGUAGUCGGUCGCUACUUGGAAAACGGGGAGCAUCUCGAAGCUGUUGUUGCGAUGCUCAUCGGCCUCUGCCCUAAAGGUCGCGAAUGGACUGCACUUAAGCUCACCAACGGUGCCAUUCGUAGUGUUUAUGAAUCUCUGAGUAGUGGUUAUGAAGGUCAUGAAAUGCGACUCCUUCUCGCGAGAGCUGCAAAGCAAGAGGACGUCGAUUGGCAAAGGGCGAUCAGUUCUCGGCAAUGGUCAACUUAUGUUCACGCUUGGCACAGCCUUCUGUGGAACUACAUGGUCCAGUUCAGAGUGAAUGAGUUCGGCACCAACCCUAUCGAGGGAGAUAUGGUUAUCAACGGUCCUGGCGGAUCUGUUCAUCACUUUCCCCCCUACAUCUGGGACGGUCAGAAGCAGAGCUCAGUCGCUUGCCACGUGUGUCUCCCACUACCGGUGAACAGUUGCUUGAAACCUCACAAUAAGACCGGUGAGUUUCUUGAUAAACUCAUGAGGGAAUUCGGCAUUUCCUCUUUUAACGGCAGAGGGAGCUCAGCAAAGGAGGCCAGGGAGGUUCUUGUUCGACCCACUGGCUUGAAAUGGACGAGGCCGCAGAAAGACGCUCUCGAGGUCAGCUUUUCCCUUCCACCAGGGUGCUUCGCCACAGCUCUCGUACGUGAAUGGUUGGGCCAUAAUUUCUAUCAGCCACCCAUGGGGCAUGACGGUCUAAUACUGCCUAGUGAAUGCAAAGACGAGCUGAGACGUAUAUGGAGAAAAAUAGCAUGCAUCACUGAUGAGAUCGUAUGA
Molecule: messenger RNA, 1137 nt
Organism: Perkinsus marinus ATCC 50983
Lineage: Eukaryota; Perkinsozoa; Perkinsida; Perkinsidae
Product: tRNA pseudouridine synthase D, putative
Exons: 1
Coding region: 1-1137 (378 amino acids)
Biological process (GO): pseudouridine synthesis
Cellular component (GO): nucleus
Molecular function (GO): RNA binding; pseudouridine synthase activity
Source: RefSeq, a predicted model, not a curated record